Oryzias melastigma (Indian medaka) is the source of this 2408-nucleotide messenger RNA. It is a transcript of the gene nme6, whose product is annotated as NME/NM23 nucleoside diphosphate kinase 6. Lineage: Eukaryota; Metazoa; Chordata; Actinopteri; Beloniformes; Adrianichthyidae. The coding region runs from base 313 to 900 and encodes 195 amino acids. Gene Ontology annotation, molecular function: nucleoside diphosphate kinase activity. The record is from RefSeq and is a predicted model, not a curated record. Gene Ontology annotation, biological process: UTP biosynthetic process; GTP biosynthetic process; CTP biosynthetic process. The transcript is spliced from 6 exons.
GUUCCGGGGGGAAUGUUUUAACAAACGGACAGGAACGAUGAGGAGGUUUGAUCCGAGCUAAAACUAUGAUUUCAAUUAAAUUAUAAUAUUUUAGAUUAAAUGAAUGGUAAUAUAAAAAUAAAUCAUUUCUAUGUAGGGUAUUAGAAGUUUAAUUCAGAUUGAAUAGUGGGCGUGUAGCCUGCGCAUGCGUCUUCUCGUCAGCAGCUUGUUUUGGACAGAACCCCCCACACAGCGUGUAAACAGGAGUCCAUGUGGGUUCUGUUCUGCACGUGUUCUGGUUGAUGGCUAGUUGUGUGCCUUGUUCACCAGAAAAUGUUACUGACUGCUCGCCACCUGUCCAAAGUGCUGCAGCUCACCCUGGCGGUCAUUAAGCCUGAUGCUAUGGCUCAUCCGUUGAUGAUGGAGAUGCAAGGAUCUGGCGUGGGAACGGCAGGACUCAGAGAAGUUUUACGCCGAGCAUUCAGGUGUGCACACAGCAGGUGCUCGUCCAGAUUUUCUGAAAUGAGCAAAGGCAAGCUGUUCUUUAUCCAUGUGACCAAAAGCCGAUUCUUCUAUCAAAGACUUGUUGAAUUUAUGUCAAGUGGUCCGAUGCGAGCGUACAUUUUAGCCAGAGAAGAUGCGAUCCGUCACUGGAGGGGACUGAUGGGACCGACCAAAGUGUUCAGAGCCAGAUACACCGACCCGACUUCCAUCAGGGCCCAGUUUGGGCUCACUGAUACAAGAAACACAACUCAUGGCUCAGAUUCUCCAGAGUCGGCUCAGAGAGAAAUAAGCUUCUUCUUCCCAGAUUUCCACCAGGCAGACUGGAUGGAGAAAGAAGAGCCGCUAUUCCGAUCGGGAAAGAUUACUUAUGACCAUCAGAACCAGGUCCAUACUCUUUCCGCAGCAACACAACCUUAGAAGGCUCUUGUGUAGCAUUCAAACAAAAUCUCUUAUAAAUUCAUGUUGGACCAUAAAGCUUUAUUUGAUGAAAAAAACACAAAGUAUAAACUGAUUUGUGCAAAAUAACAAGGUGCAGUGAGCCUGAUCGAUCAUUGCUGCCGGUUUCACAUCACUUUCCUGAGUCGUACAGACUGUAAAACAUUUUCCCAACAUAAAUAUUCACAAUAAACAUGAAAAAAUACAAUGAUAGCACUGAACACUAUUUAAUAAAAGCAGCAAGAAGUGUUUUUAAUCACCCUGUCUUUUAUAAAUACUAUUAUGGCACAAUUAAAUUAUUAUUUUUAUGACCAAAUACAUUUUUUUCUCAUGUAAAAACAUACAAUAACACAUUAUAAUUGGCACGUGAUUCAUAUGUAAAUAUGAAGCUGUAGACAAACAUUUCUUUACAAAAAACACAUUCAUUUCACAGUUGUGUUAAGCCUCACUCAGUCCUGCCUUCAUGUGUUUUGAGGAGCCACCUGUUUUAGAGUCUCCACAGGUUUCAUGAUCUCAUAUGUUGUGAGGGACUUCUUCACUUUUCCGUUUUCGUCUACCUGGUGGAUGCUCUGUGUCACGGUAAUGGUCACCUGCUUGGUCGACAUCCGAUUAUCCUGCCAUUUUGUCUAUAAAUGAGGAAAAAAAACAUUUUUAUAGUUUGAGGAUUUUACUUUGAAAAGGGAAAACAUGAAGUGUGAGAGGCUUACGAUUUCCUCUGUGUGGAGAACACUUCUGCGCUGCACUGUGGUUCCCGAUGGCGGUGAAGCUGCCUCCUGCUUCGGGGAGGACAAGAUAGAGGAGGGGCUGCUGGGCGUUGCAUCGUUCAGACUGGCUUCAGACACGGCCGAGCAGACCUUCAGGUACGCCUGAGCAGGAGGAGGGAGGCCAUCUUCAAAAAAGUCUGGAACUGCAAUGAAGACAAAGAUUGCAAACCUGAGAACCUGUUUUUUUGGUGUUUUUAACAUGUAAUUGAGAUAUUUUUCUGAUACUUAUAAAGAAAGUUAAGAUUAAAAUAGCAUUUCUGAGUAUUUCUUUAUUCAAAUCGUUUGUUGUGAAUCAGGAUUGUAUUUGUGACAUUGAAAAUACACUGGGUGGGCCAUAAGCUCCAUCCAUUCGGAUGCAGCCACUUGUAGAUCCAUGUAGUUGCAACAUUGCUCGACAUUUUUGUUGCACCGGUAAAGUUAGGUUGACAGUGUAUGGAGCUGUAAGCUAGCAUUUAAAGAGAGCUCAAUUAUGAGCGAUGGGAAGGGGGGGGGAGGUAGCUUUGUACCAACAGUUCCACCCACAACUCAAAGGUGAAUUCUUAAUUAAUUUCUGCUGUUCUGAAGAAACUAUGUACUAGAAAACGACACGUUUUUUGAAAUAUUUUGGAUAAAAACAGCAUUUACAUAAUAAAAAUUAAAAUUAAAAACAUUAAAAAAAAGCCAGACAGUAGAGAACAGUUUUAAGAAAACACAGUUCGAUCUAUGCUAUUCCUAAAAAAAAAAAAA